This is a messenger RNA of Botrytis fragariae, 1107 nucleotides long. RefSeq names its product putative nadh:flavin oxidoreductase nadh oxidase family protein. Bases 1 to 1107 code for a protein of 368 amino acids. The record is from RefSeq and is a predicted model, not a curated record. Gene Ontology annotation, molecular function: NADPH dehydrogenase activity; FMN binding. The transcript has 2 exons. NCBI's taxonomy places the organism in Eukaryota, Fungi, Ascomycota, Leotiomycetes, Helotiales, Sclerotiniaceae.
AUGUCUUCAUCAACCCUUUUCACCCCUCUCAAAGUCGGAACUUCCGAGCUCCAACAUCGAAUUGCCAUGGCACCUCUCACUCGAUUCCGUGCCGACGAUAACCACGUACCCCUUCCAAUAGUUGCCGAAUACUACGCUCAACGUGCUUCUGUUCCCGGCACACUUCUCGUCUCCGAAGCUACCUUCAUUGCCCCCCAAGCCGCCGGUUAUGCCAACCCCCUGGAGCAAAUUGCCGGAUGGAAAAAGGUUACCGACGCCGUUCACGCAAAGAAAUCAUACAUCUGGAUGCAAUUGUGGGCAUUAGGAAGAGCGGCAGACCCAUCAAACUUACAAGAAGAAGGUGGUUACAAACUUAAGUCUUCGAGCGAUAUUGCCUUUGAGGGAGGUGGCAAGCCAGAACCUUUGACUGAGGCCGAGAUCAAGGAAUAUAUUGGAUUAUACGCACAAGCUGCCAAGAACGCAAUUGAAGCUGGAUUUGACGGUGUUGAGAUCCACGGAGCAAAUGGUUAUUUGAUCGAUCAAUUUUUCCAAGAUACAGCAAACAAACGUACUGACUCCUGGGGAGGAAGUGUUGAGAACCGCGCACGUUUUGGCCUUGAGGUCACCAAGGCUGUCGUUGCAGCUGUUGGUGCUGAGAAGACUGGUAUCAGAUUGAGUCCAUUUUCUCCUUUCCAAGGAAUGAAGAUGGCAGAUCCUAUUCCACAAUUUACUUACAUCGCCCAAGAGCUCAAGAAAUUGAGCCUUGCAUACCUACACGUUGUCGAAUCAAGAAUUACCGGAAAUGCAGAUGUCGAAGCAACCGAGAAGGUUGACUUCCUGAUCGAUAUCUGGAAUGGUACCAGCCCAAUUCUCCUCGCUGGAGGUUUCAAAGCCGAAUCUGCAAAGAAGGCUGUUGAUGAAGAAUACAAAGGAAAGGAUAUCGUGAUUGUAUUCGGAAGAUACUUCAUCACCAACCCAGAUCUUCCAUUCAGAGUCAAGGAGGGAAUUGAGUUCACUCCAUAUGAUAGAGAUUUCUUUUAUAACAAGAAGGAGGCUGAGGGAUAUACCUCUUAUCCUUUCAGCAAGGAGUUUGAAGCGCAACAAAAGGCCACUGAAUCUUCAGCAUAA